This is a messenger RNA of Didymodactylos carnosus, 1212 nucleotides long. Lineage: Eukaryota; Metazoa; Rotifera; Eurotatoria; Philodinida; Philodinidae. The record is from the annotation of a GenBank genome assembly.
AUGCUCUUCACUUUCUAUUCGUCUAUUCACGGUCAUAGUCAGAAUAACUGUUCUCCCGAUGAUUUGGAAUGUCAUGAAAAAUCAAAAUAUCUUCGAGACGAAAAUGAAAAAUGGAAUAAGUACAUCCAGCUUAUCAAUGACGCUGAACAACGACAUGUUAAUAAUACACAAGAUGGUACAUUCCUGUACAUGAGUCAAAUUCAGUCCGAUUUAGCCUAUUGGAAAACAAAACAAGAUGGUAUUACUCGUAAUGACAUUGAACAAUCGUUGACUCAACCAAAACAAACGUUGUAUCAAAUCAUUAAUCAUCGACUCUAUCGUUGUAAAGAUGAAGAUUUGAUAUUUCCAUUUCGAAAUUAUGGUGUUGAACAUUUUAUUCUCAAUAUUCUUCAAGAAUUACCCGAUAUGGAAUUUAUUUUGAAUACGUACGAUUGGCCACAAACAUAUGUGCAUAAUUCACAACAACAUUUACCUAUAUUCUCAUUCUCUAAAGUUAAACAGGGACAACAUUUAGAUAUCUUGUAUCCGGCAUGGAGUUUUUGGGAUGGUGGUCCAGCAUUAGGUAGCGUAUAUCCAACAGGUAUUGGUCGAUGGGAUUUAAUGAGAGAAACAUUGAAUAAUGCUCGAAAAAAAAUACCAUGGUCAAAAAAACAAUCGAUUGGCUUUUUUCGGGGUUCACGAACAUCAGAUGAGCGAGAUCCAUUAGUGAUAUUAUCACGAGAAAAACCAUAUUUAUUAGAUGCACAAUAUACAAAAAAUCAGGCAUGGAAAUCGGAUUCGGAUACUUUAGGUGCACCACCAGCAUCAGAAAUGCGUCACGAAGCAUUUUGUCCCUAUAAAUAUUUAUUUAAUUUUCGAGGCAUAGCUGCAUCAUUUCGUCUUCGACAUUUAUUUCUAUGCGGUUCUCUUGUGUUUCAUGUUGGAGAUGAAUGGAUUGAAUUUUUUUAUCCAUAUCUAGAACCGUGGUAUCACUAUAUCCCGGUAACGUCUGAUUUGAGAGACGUUGAACAAUUGUUACUAUUUGCACAACAUAAUGAUAAAUUAAUGGCAAAAAUAGCAAAACAUGGACGAGAAUUUAUCUGGAAACAUCUGAGAAUGAGUGAUAUUGAUGACUAUUGGAAACAUUUAUUAGUAGAAUAUCAAAAAUUAUUGAAUUAUACAACUCCAAUUGUAAAACGAAAAGAUUUUUAUGAAGUAAAGAGACGAAAAUAA